UAUCUGUUUUAAGUUGUUUUGUAUGUUUUACUCUUAUGGUACAAUAAAGAGUUUUAUCUAUUUUCUAAGACUGCUUAUCGUGAAGGUCUAUUACUGUUCCGAUCUCCGAUUGAUUCUUUAUGCUUAAAGUAGUAUAGUGCCAUCUAUCCUUCUAAUCCCAUGGUUGACCGAUUUUGUCUCAGUAGUCUUAAAGUAGAAAGAGACAAGCGGUCUUUAGUCACACCAGUGCGAUUACAGAAUUUUUAAACUGAUCCGUAGAAUUAUUUAUAAUUAAGUAAAUACUCUAAAAUCCAUAGUCACACCCUAAACACGAUUUAUAUCCUAUAUGUCAUGCUUUUUUAUUUUCCCCGCGAUCAUGGAUCAUUCGUCAAAGCAUGUAUUAGAUAAGCAGUGUCCCGGGUAACCAAAUCACUAUGGAAACAAGCUGAUCGAAAUUUUGUUACGUCAAUUUUGAUACAUCAACUGCCAAUCAGUAGCAUUUGUGGGUAUUUUUGUUGAAUUUACAUUGAAAUUACCAUGGCUGGUAAAUUUGGUGGGUAUGAUGACGACGAUGACGUGUUGGCACCCAAAGAGCCCCAGGUUACGUCCCAAGACCCGGCGGAAAGAAAAGCAGCGAGGGCGCUAAGGAUCAAAAAGAGGCAGGAAGCGUUGAAAAAAGCAGAACAACAGACCGAAGAAACUGCUGCAGAAGAAGAGCCUGGCCUCAUAGAACAGGCGACGGCUACAGCUGCGGAGGAGCUUCAGCGGCUGGCGCUUGAUGGCGCUGCGAAGGUCACCAAUGUCAAGGUCACCACGGAUGAGCGGGAGGUCAUCCGACGAGGGCUGUUCUCCGAUAAUAUGCAAAAUAACUUUAAAAAAAUCGAGGAAGAAGCAGCAGAAGCUCAGUUACACUAUGAAGCUAUCACCGAACACUGGGAGGUCAUGUUAAAAGUCAAAGACCCGCUAGAAAUCGAUUCCGAAAUCAAGGCGCAGAAGGAAAAGUGUGAUAAGCUAUUGGCACAGAAGAACCAGUUGAUCGAGGAGAUAAAAAACGAACUGAAAAUGAUGGAUCAGGCCUACUAUGACGACUUGGAGAAACAAGAUAAGGACAUCAAAGAGCUAUCAGAAAGGAUAGAAAAACAAGUGACGAUAAUGCAAAGGGCAUACGAGAGGCAGCUGAGUCUGAUUGAGCACGCGAUCAACAUGGAGCGCGACGCCAUGGUGGAGCACAACAACAAGAGGUGGGAGGCGCUGUACAAGCAGCGCGACAGGGAAGAGGUCGCGCACAUGGAAUAUAAAUUUGAACAAUUGGAAGAACAUAAAGAAGAAGUGGCAGCCAUCAUGUGGGACCACCACGAAAAGUAUCGUCAGGCAAAAAUAGAACUAGAGACCUUGACUCAAGAGUUGCAGAAGGAGCUGGAGAAACUGAAGGCCACGUGCAUCAUCAACACUGAGAAAAUUGGUUACAAUUAUCAGGUCUUGAAAAAACGCGAAGAGGAGAACGUCUUUGUGAGGUCACAACAGAAGCGGAAACUGAACAAGAUGUCCGACGUGGCGAACACGUUGCGCUCGAAAAUCCGCAAAGCCGCAGAGGACGGGGCACAGGAGGAAAUACGAGCGGACGCCGAGAUCACGAAGUUGAUGCAGACCAUGGACGAUUUGGAGAAGAAAUCUGAGCAUUUCUCGCACGUGAACAACUACAAGUUUAGCCAGGUGUGGCGGAUGUCGGCCGCGAAAUGCGCUCAGAUGAGCAAGGAGCUGCGGCAGGCGGAAGUGGCGCUCCACGCGCACAUCCUGUCCGAGCCGCCCCCGCCACCGCCGCCACCACCACCGAAAAGUCCUCUUACCAAAUAUGAACAUGAAAUGAGUCAGUCGGCCAAGACUGUGGCCAAAAUUGAAGAUUCUACAGAUGAUGAAAACAAAGAAGCAAAAGAUAAAUUGAUUCGGCACAUACUUCAGCUGGUAGCGGACAACACAGGAUUCUUGGUAGAAGAUCGACUGCUGAAACUUAUAGAGAAAUACCAGUUAACAUCGCGAAAUCUUUGUACAUUAGAUUCUAUCUUCAUGGCUUUAGAAAUACAAGCGGAAGAAGACGUGGAACUGUUGUGCAAGACGUUUCUGAACUACGCGUUUUGUCCCAUGUGCAUAGGCAUGGAGCAGUCUUCAGACAUGAUCGAAGGGUCGAUUGUAUCGCAAGAAGAUAGCCGCCACCCGACUGUCGCGUCCAAAGGAAGACCGUCAAUCAAGCCUCGUGUCAGCUUAGCAAGAAGUAUGUCUGCUAGCACACAGCGAUCUACACAUGUGGGUUUCAAGGCUCAUGAAUUAUCUGCCGAAGAUCAAAUGCUAGUAGCAGAAGUUGAUGAAAUAAUUCAGAAAUUUGACGACAAACAAGCCCCGUCCAUCUUGCCGGGGACGAUGUCAGAAUCGGCGAGCGCCGCGCCGGGGCGUCGCGGCGCGCGAGGCGUCACAGUCUCGUCGCAACCGGAGUAUAAAGCCGCUGCCAAAGCGACCAAUCCUUUUCUGUGCUCUUUGGGCCACAAUCUAGAAAUUGAACCAAUGCAAGUACUGACGGCUUUGGGCGAAUUCAUCGAUGUGUUCGUACCUCCAGAAAAGAAGAAACUCUUUGAUAUAUUGGAUAGCGUCAAACCACCAAACUUCAAUUCGCCAUCACGUGCGUUGACUACUGAAGAAAUUGAGCAAUACUGGAGCCAGUGGAAGAACGCAUUCCCUCCGGAGAAAGACCGCUUUUGGGACGGCCUGCUGGGCGGACUCAACAACUAUUUAGCGGUUUUACAAGAACGCGAACGUCUACACGACGAGGUGUCGGUGCUGCGGCGUCGCAACGCGGCGUUACGCCGGGUGGUGCGCGGCGCGCUGCCCGAGCUGCCGCGCGCGCCGCCGCGGUACGCGCGCGCCGCGCCCGCCGCCUUCACCGCGCCCUGCGUCGACAACGCGCCGGAACCCUUCGCGAGACUACCGCCUAUAUAAUAUACUUCGAUGAAACCACCAAAGUUUUUUGUAAGAGGCAACUUGGCUUUUACAUAAAAUCACGCCUCUUUUUAAGGGUCUGCAGAGACUUCGUCUUUCCACUUACCACGAUCCUGCAUAUACAUAUAUGGCUUGAGAUGGUAGAAAUGUACCUACUUCUAUGUUUGAAACAUUCUAUGAAUUGUUUUUUCUGGCGUUUAUAUAUAAAUAUAUGCUCUUCAUCACCCUCACCACGAACCAGGAGGGAUGAUGAUUAUC
This is a messenger RNA of Amyelois transitella, 3225 nucleotides long. RefSeq names its product dynein regulatory complex protein 1. The transcript has 16 exons. NCBI's taxonomy places the organism in Eukaryota, Metazoa, Arthropoda, Insecta, Lepidoptera, Pyralidae. Gene Ontology annotation, cellular component: axoneme; axonemal dynein complex. The coding region runs from base 517 to 2967 and encodes 816 amino acids. The record is from RefSeq and is a predicted model, not a curated record. Gene Ontology annotation, biological process: regulation of cilium movement; axonemal dynein complex assembly; cilium-dependent cell motility.